AUGGCUGAUAAAAAAGAAAAUAUUAUUCCUGUAGAUAACAAUAAUGUGUCUAAUGUUAAAUCUUCUACAGAUACUGUUUAUAAUCAAGAAAGUUUAUCUAGUAAUAUAGAACUUCGUGAACCAAAAGUGGUACCUAAUCCAAUACAAGAAAUAAAAACUAAUUCUGCAUAUCUCACAGUGACAAAUGAGCGUGAUAAAGAAAUUGAAGAAGCUAAAAAACUUUUGACGAUCCAAAAGUAUGAAGAUAACAAAGAUACUAAUAAAGAACCAUUAACACUUAAUAUUUAUGAUUUAAUUAAAAGACAUGCAAAAUAUAAUAAAGAACUGGCAAUAUUUUAUUAUUUAGAAGAAAUUGACUUUAUCUUAUCAAAGAUGAUUGAUGUUUUUAAACCUUUAAGUACACUAAUUGAAAUAAAAACUCCUGUUAUUGUUUGUGGAGACAUUCAUGGACAAUUAAAUGAUUUAUUAUUAAUUUUUAAAAGAUUUGGAGUUCCUGGUGAUAAAACAUAUCUUUUUCUUGGAGAUUAUAUUGACAGAGGAAAUAAUUCAAUGGAAGUAAUAAACUUUUUAUUUCUUCUUAAACUUCAUAAACCAAAUAAUAUUCAUUUAUUAAGAGGAAAUCAUGAACUACAGCACAUUAAUAAAGUUUAUGGAUUUUAUGAAGAGAUUACAGAAAGAUUUACUAAUAUUGAUGUUGCUGAAGAUAUAUAUACAAAAUAUAAUGAAAUUUUUAAAUAUCUUCCUUUAGCAGCAUUAGUUUCCAAUAAAAUUCUUUGUAUGCAUGGUGGAAUUUCAGAUAAAAUGCAAAGUUUAAACGAUAUAAAAAAUAUACCUAGACCAUUAUCAACUGUUGAUGGAAUUGCCUGUGACUUGUUGUGGGCAGAUCCAGAUGAUGAAAUAACAGGAACAUUAUUUAAUAAUGCAAGAGGUGUUUCAAUAAAAUUUGGUGAAGAUUUUUUAGACAAAUUCUGUGAAAAAUUUAAAUUAGAUAUGGUAAUAAGAGGACAUCAAGUUUGUAAGAUUGGUUUUGCUGUUUUCAAGAAAGGAAAACUUAUUACUGUAUUUAGUGCCAGUGAUUAUGAUGAAGAAAUGAGAAAUUUAGCAGGGGUAGUACGUAUCAAAAGUAAUUAUGGUGUUCAACCAAUAUCUUUAAGGUGUCCUAAAGUAGAAAGAGAAAAACGAAGAAGAUUAAAAGAAAAAGAAUAUGAAAUAACAAAAGAUGUAAAUGAUAAUUCAAAAUUAUAA
This is a messenger RNA of Strongyloides ratti, 1245 nucleotides long. Its product is annotated as Serine/threonine-protein phosphatase PP1-beta catalytic subunit. Gene Ontology annotation, molecular function: protein serine/threonine phosphatase activity. NCBI's taxonomy places the organism in Eukaryota, Metazoa, Nematoda, Chromadorea, Rhabditida, Strongyloididae. The transcript has a single exon. Gene Ontology annotation, cellular component: nucleus; cytoplasm. The coding region runs from base 1 to 1245 and encodes 414 amino acids. The record is from RefSeq and is a predicted model, not a curated record.